This is a messenger RNA of Telopea speciosissima, 2788 nucleotides long. RefSeq names its product VIN3-like protein 1. Gene Ontology annotation, molecular function: protein binding. NCBI's taxonomy places the organism in Eukaryota, Viridiplantae, Streptophyta, Magnoliopsida, Proteales, Proteaceae. The record is from RefSeq and is a predicted model, not a curated record. The transcript is spliced from 5 exons. Bases 293 to 2467 code for a protein of 724 amino acids. Gene Ontology annotation, biological process: epigenetic regulation of gene expression; vernalization response.
UCAACCUCUCUCUCUCUCUUCAGUUCUUUAUCACCUCUUCUGCUGCUACUCAUUUAUGCCCUUUUCUUUUUAUAUUAAUCUCUCUCUCACGGUUUUUGUGAGCUGUGCUUUUGUGUUUGACAUCCAUAACCUGUUGGGAAAGAGGGAGAAUUCUUAUGACACACAGAAAAAGAGACCUUUUUGUCUUCUUGGUUUUUGGUGUUAUGUUUCCCCCUCUUAGGGUUUGCUCGAUCAAAGCUUGUCGCAUUCUUCAAGGGGUAUUGACUUGAACUCUUUGCCGACCACUGAGGUAAUGGAUUCAGAAGAUAAAGUUCUUGCUAAAGUUUUUGGCAUACAGAGUUUAUCUUCGAGUGCUCAAAGUACCCCGGAGAAAAAUGGACAAUCCGAUGCUGUCCCUAGAGGUCAGGAGCUCCUCCAACAAUAUCUCAAACCUGGUCUGAAGAAAGAAUCGCUUCGAACAUGCUUUGAUAAGGAAAAGAAACAUUCUGCCUCUUCAAAAUAUAAAAUGAGUGAACAUAUCAGGACCAGUACCAAAGGAUGUAAGAACCAGGAGUUGAGAAAAACUUCGUCCAAUCACUCUACAUUGACCAACCAGCAGGCUCCUACAUCUAGGAAGCAACCAAGGAAGGGGGAAAAUCCGGUUCGACUUCCGCCGGCUACAGAGCUGUCUCCAGAAUUUGGGUGUUCAAGCACUUGGGUUUGUAAAAAUUCUGCAUGUAGAGCUGUCCUAACCUCAGAAGACACAUUUUGCAAGAGGUGUUCCUGCUGCAUCUGUCAUCUGUUUGAUGACAAUAAGGACCCUAGUCUUUGGUUGGUCUGCACAUCUGAGUCUGGUGGGAUAGACUCCUGUGGGUCAUCUUGCCACAUAGAGUGUGCACUUCAACGGCAGAAGGUCGGGGUUGUCAAUCUUGGGCCAAUGAUGAAGUUAGAUGGGAGUUAUUGUUGUGCUUCUUGUGGCAAAGUCUCAGGGAUACUUGGAUAUUGGAAGAAGCAGUUGGUGAUAGCAAAAGACGCUCGGCGUGUAGAUGUUCUGUGCCAUAGGAUAUCCUUGAGUUACAGGCUCCUGGAUGGGACUUCCAGGUUUAAAGAACUGCAUGAAAUUGUUGAAGAAGCUAAGGCAAAGCUCGAAACAGAGGUCGGUUCAGUUAGUGGAGUUUCAGCCAAGAUGGGACGGGGCAUUGUUAGCAGGCUGUCUAUUGCUGGUGAUGUACAGAAACUAUGCUCUAUUGCAAUUGAGAAAGCAGAUGCGCAUUUGAGCGCCAUUGCUCGUGCCAACCCACUUCACAGAGAGGAUUCACUUCCACCUGCUUGUAGGUUCCAAUUUCAAGAAGUGACAUCCGAUUCUCUUAUAAUUGUCUUGAAAAAACCGUUUUCAGCAUCCUCCAAUGAUAUUAAAGGCUUCAAGCUUUGGUAUUGCAAGAGCAGAGGAGAGUCAUAUGCCGAAGAACCAAUUACUGUCUGUCCAAGCGCUCAGAUAAAAAUAUCAGGCUUGCAGCCCUGUGCAGAGUAUACAUUUCGGAUAAUCUCAUAUACAGAGUCAGGAGAUUUGGGUCACUCUGAGGCUAAGUGCUUUACCAAGAGUGUGGAGGUAAUCCACAAGAAUUCUACUCCAGCAGUAGGUAUGGAUCAUAAGAAUGAGAACUCCCAUGUUGAAGGAAGUUCUUCUAGUGCCAAGGGGGAGCCAAGGAUGACCUCCACAGGUGGAUCGUCCGGUUUCAAGGUCCGAGAUCUUGGAAAGGUCUUGCAUCUUGCUUGGGCACAAGAAGAUGGUUGCUUUGAUGGUUUUUGUAGUGCUGAUGUGGAAGAAUGUUGUGGCGGAGACUGUGUGGUAAAGGGUGUAGAUGUGGAAGAAGACCGACCUCGAAAUUUUACACGUGAUCUCGAUUUAAAUGUUGUCUCAGUGCCUGAUCUGAAUGCUGAGGUUACUCCACCAUUGGAGUCUUCAAGAGAUGAAGAUAUUGGAUGCACUUCAGAACGUGUUGUCGGGGCUGAGGAUGAUGUUGCUUCUCAUGGGAUGGAGAAGAACGGUGUAUCAAGAUCAGAUGGAAGUGGUGACUCCCAGACGUGGACUGUUAGGCCAAUAAGAGAAGUGCCUGCUGUAGAGUCACGGACGGAGUUGUGUAGAAAAUGGACAUCAAGCACGAAUGAAGAAACAUUUGACUGUGAUAGCAUUCUGAUUAAUGGACCACCAUUCCGAGCCAGUCAGUUUGAUGAGAACUUUGAAUACUGUGUGAAGAUCAUUCGAUGGCUGGAGUGUAAUGGUCACAUUGAACAUGAAUUUCGGAUGAAAUUCUUGACAUGGUUUAGCUUGAGAGCAACUCAUCAGGAACGUAAAGUGGUGUACACCUUUAUCCAGACGCUGAACGACGACCCGAGCAGCCUGGCGGGGCAGUUGAUUGACUCUUUUCUGGAUAUCAUAUCCAGCAAGAGACCCCGGAAUGGAUUUUGUAGUAAGCUGUGGCACUGAAUCACAAGUGCAAUUGGAGACUGCUUUUGGUAUUUAGUUUUACUUUGCUUCUUUUUUUUUUCACAUUUUACAAGCAAUUCAUGAUCAUCUUAGGAACCGAUUCUUUUCUGUUGGUGGACAAGAUUUUCAAUCUAAGAUCCUGCAGAAAUGGUUUUUGAUUCUUAUUCAAUGGGGGGCCAGUGAUAUUUUGUAGAAGUUGCUCUUUUUUUUGAAAAGCUUCUCUAUUGACAUUCUGAACCAGUUGAAUUGUUUCAAUGUGGAUGUUGGUUGUUUUAUUCAAUAGAUAGGUAAAUUGGAGACUGAUUUGAAGUUGCUUUUGAU